AUGCGAGAUCAAGCGUAUCCCCCGACAUCUGGCCGGAGCUUCCCGAAACCUCAUCCUAACCGCCAUGUUGAAACACCAAAUUUUCCCGUCAGCAACGACGAUAAAGUUUAUGACGAUACACCAUCCUCCUCAUCCGACCCUAUAAGUCCUUUAAGCCCUACUGCUGCACAGGAGCUCUCGCCAGACAGACCUUCCACAUCCAACGAUGCGAAUUCAUUCCUAUUCCCUCGGAGCCCAAUCUCGUUCGAUGGAGAAACUCUCCGCUCAAGAGCAAAUUCAGUCAACUCAAACGUAGAAACUCUACGGUCACGGUCCGGGUCGACAGUCAAACCACCCUCCGCCAGACCAGAUGGCGCAGAUUAUGACGAUGUUCCCAUAUCAGAAGCACUAAAAGCAGAUGAGCGCAAUAAAGCCGACUUCGAGGUGGACAACAACCCCUUCGCCUUUUCGCCUGGCCAACUGAACAAACUCUUAAAUCCGAAAUCGUUAGCUGCGUUCAAAGCGCUCGGCGGAUUGAAGGGGCUGGAGAAAGGGUUGAGGACAGAUUUAACUGCUGGGCUUUCACUCGACGAGACACAUCUGGAAGGGAAAGUUAGUUUUGAGGAUGCUGUUCAGGGCGGUUCGCCCAAACAUGAAGAAGCCAAUCCCACACCCGCUCAGCGAACUGUUUCCAAGGACGGAGCUCAGUUUGUGGACCGCAUGCGAGUAUAUGAUCGGAACAAAUUACCCGAACGGAAGAGUGAUGGAUUUCUAGUACUGCUUUGGAGAGCUUACAACGACAAGAUCAUCAUUCUUCUCACAAUCGCCGCCGUUGUUUCAUUAUCUCUUGGUCUAUACGAAACAUUCAGCGGUGGAAGUUCUGUGGAUUGGGUCGAAGGAGUUGCGAUUUGCGUGGCUAUCCUCAUUGUCACUAUUGUUACUGCAAUUAAUGACUGGCAAAAGGAACGACAAUUCGUGAAACUGAACAAAAAGAAAAAUGACCGUGAAAUCAAAGCCAUCCGUUCAGGAAAGUCUGUUAUGAUAUCCGUUUUUGAUAUCACUGUGGGCGAUAUUCUCCACCUUGAACCCGGUGAUGCUGUUCCUGUCGAUGGUAUCUUCCUUUCUGGCCAUGGUGUUAGAUGUGAUGAGUCCUCCGCAACUGGAGAGUCGGAUCAGAUGAAGAAAACCAAUGGACACGAGGUCUGGGAACGGAUCAAUAACGGGACCGCCACGAAGAAACUCGACCCCUUUAUCAUAUCUGGUAGCAAAGUCCUCGAAGGUGUUGGAACUUAUCUCGUCACCAGCGUUGGGCCAAACUCGUCGUACGGAAAGAUCAUGCUUUCACUUCAGACCUCGAACGAUCCUACACCACUCCAGGUCAAGCUGGGAAACCUUGCUGACUGGAUUGGUGGACUUGGAACUGCUGCCGCGGCUACCUUAUUCUUUGCGCUCCUCUUCCGAUUCCUGGCUCAGUUGCCAGAUAAUCACCAUUCGCCCGCCAUGAAAGGCAAAGAAUUUUUGGAUAUUCUGAUCGUUGCUGUUACAGUCAUUGUUGUUGCAAUUCCAGAGGGACUUCCACUCGCUGUUACACUCGCACUGGCAUUUGCUACAAGCCGAAUGGUCAAGGAGAACAAUCUUGUUCGGAUAUUACGUGCUUGCGAGACAAUGGGCAAUGCAACGGUUAUAUGCUCAGAUAAGACUGGCACUCUAACUCAAAACAAAAUGACUGUUGUCGCAGGGACUUUCGGAAUGAAAGAUAGCUUUGAUCGUACCCCCGAAGCCGAAGGUGAAGGUCCUUCAGCAGCCACCCAGAUGUUCAGUGGAGCCUCAACCGCCGCUCGUGACUUGUUGAUGAAAGGCAUUGCUCUUAACUCAACCGCCUUUGAGGGUGAAGAGAAUGGAGAGAAAACGUUCAUCGGAAGCAAAACCGAAGUGGCUAUGUUGCACCUUGCCCAAAACUACCUUGGCUUGAGCCUGACUGAAGAACGUGCCUGCGCUGAAAUUGUUCAGUUAAUCCCCUUCGACUCCUCUCGCAAGUGCAUGGGCGUUGUUGUUCGUCAGUCCGAUGGAUCUUUCCGUCUAUUCGUCAAGGGUGCUGCGGAGAUAAUGCUCUAUCAGUCAAACAGGGUGAUCUCAGACAUAGCUACGCCUCAACUCCAAACUGCCACACUCUCUUCGAAAUCCAAGUCCGAAGUUCUCGAAACUAUCAACGCCUAUGCCAAACGCUCUUUGCGAUCGAUUGGCAUGGUCUACCAGGAUUUCGAAUGUUGGCCACCACGCGGAGCUAAGACCAUGGAAGAAGACAAAUCCUGCGCCGAUUUCAAUGACGUCUUCAAUAAUAUGAUCUGGGUUGGUGUUGUUGGGAUUCAGGAUCCCCUCCGAGAUGAAGUUCCUGGUGCCAUUCAGAAGUGUAACAAGGCUGGUGUCAGUGUGAAGAUGGUCACUGGUGACAACUUGACUACUGCUGUUGCUAUUGCGACGGAAUGCGGUAUCAAAACCCCUGAAGGCAUUGCCAUGGAAGGGCCUAAAUUCCGCCAACUCUCCGACGUAGAGAUGGAUCGAAUUCUCCCUAACCUGCAAGUCUUGGCUCGUUCAUCCCCCGAGGACAAACGUAUUCUUGUUACCCGCCUGAAACACCUCGGAGAGACUGUUGCCGUAACCGGUGAUGGUACUAAUGAUGGACCUGCACUCAAGGCUGCGGAUGUUGGUUUCUCCAUGGGCAUUGCCGGUACUGAAGUCGCAAAGGAAGCUAGUUCUAUCAUUCUUUUGGAUGACAAUUUCAAGUCCAUUGUGACAGCCAUUGCUUGGGGGCGAGCUGUCAACGAUGCCGUUGCGAAAUUUUUACAGUUCCAAAUCACUGUCAACAUUACGGCUGUGGUAUUGACCUUCGUUUCGUCUCUCGCCAACCCGAAGGGCGAGAGUGUUCUGAAUGCGGUCCAGCUUCUCUGGGUUAAUCUCAUCAUGGAUACCUUUGCUGCCCUAGCACUGGCUACUGACGCUCCUACUGAUAAAAUUCUUGACCGUAAACCAUCUCCAAAAUCCGCUCCGCUCUUCACCACAACCAUGUGGAAAAUGAUUAUUGGACAAGCCAUCUAUCAGCUCGCGGUGACAUUUGUGCUCUAUUUCGCCGGAGCGAAGAUAUUCGGAUACGACCUCGAAAAUGAUCCCAGCGGCCUCCUUGCUGCCCAAAUGGACACCAUUGUCUUCAACACCUUUGUUUGGAUGCAGAUUUUCAACGAGUUCAACAACCGUCGUCUAGACAACAAGUUCAACAUCUUUGAGGGCAUGUUUAAGAACUACUUCUUCUUGGGUAUCAACGCAAUCAUGAUCGGUGGCCAAAUCAUGAUCAUCUUCGUCGGCGGUGCUGCAAUUGGCGUCAAGCCCCUUACGGCUGUGCAAUGGGCUAUUUGCAUCGGAACUUCGUUGCCUUGCCUGCUAUGGGGUGUCCUUGUUCGCUGUUUCCCUGACCAAUAUUUCCAAGUCAUCAUCGACAUCACUACCUCAUGCUUCAAUUUCUUCUGGAAACCGUUGACAAAGGCAUGCCGUGUUAUCUUCUCCCCCGUUGGAAAGGCAUUCAAGGCAAUUCGUCAACGUGUUUUCCCCAAGAAGGAUGAGCCUGAGACUGGGGACGAGCAACCCAACGCCGACUCGGAAGAAAAAAGACGACGAGACGAAGAGACUGGUGACAUUGAGAAGCAGCCUACGAUCAUCAACACGACUGCCAAUGCUCAGCCUGUCGUUUCUCCGCCUACCAUCGUCCCACCACCUAUCACCCUCACUGCCCCUAGCUAA
Messenger RNA from Arthroderma uncinatum, 3771 nucleotides. Its product is annotated as cation-transporting ATPase. The record is from RefSeq and is a predicted model, not a curated record. NCBI's taxonomy places the organism in Eukaryota, Fungi, Ascomycota, Eurotiomycetes, Onygenales, Arthrodermataceae. Gene Ontology annotation, biological process: intracellular calcium ion homeostasis; calcium ion transmembrane transport. Gene Ontology annotation, molecular function: ATP hydrolysis activity; P-type calcium transporter activity; ATP binding. Bases 1 to 3771 code for a protein of 1256 amino acids. The transcript is spliced from 9 exons. Gene Ontology annotation, cellular component: membrane; intracellular membrane-bounded organelle.